UUUCAUGAACAUGAGCACUAUUAUCCAAACAGAACAACAGUAUUCAGCAGCAAAAAAAAACCAAGGCCAAAGCUGCCGUACGAAGACUACUGGCAUCAGCAGCCUAUGAAGAACCAGAUGAUUCGAGUUGAACAGAACGAGGGUUCGGGAAUUAACUAGGGGUGCAAACUCGAGCAUAAAAUCCAAUCGGCAACUUACGCUCACCUAACGAUUUUUCCCGAAUGACAGAUGCCACACGAUACUCUGUACAAUUUUCCAUCAGUUGUACGCAGGAUACUUGCCGAGUUUCACAUCUUCACAAUCGUAGGGAUUUGUUUGAUCAUCGUUUUGAUUUCUAUGAAGAAUGUUUUGAAGAAUUUUCAACAUACCACCUUCGAUUUCAAAUGUAACUUCAUGUCAAAAUGAACAAACUAUCCACCCCUGAAGGCAAUGGUUUGGGUACUGACACUAUCUCGCAGAAAUCCUACAAUGGUUUCCUAAGUUCUAUAAACGAUAACAAAUGUAUAGUAGCAAGUAAUAUUAAUAUUAAAGCAUCAGUGGUUACAGUUUCUGGUGAAAAAACUAAAACUAGUGUAGCUGAUGAAAAAGAACCAUUCAAGAAAACAUAUAUUCUUAUAGUUACCUGCGUAGUUCCUGCAUUACUUACUAUUUGUGGAGUUGUGACUCUUGCCUUAGUAUUCAAUACCAGAAAUUGUAGAAAUUCCUCAAGAAAGCCAAUAUGCUUAACAGAAGAAUGUGUAAGAACAGCCGCAUCAUUGUUAUCGGCAAUGGACCACAAUAUAGAUCCAUGCCAAAAUUUUUUUCUAUAUGCCUGUGGAACGUGGAACAAGAAGCAUAUGAUACCAGAAGAUAGGAGUUCGAUAAGUACUUUUGAAGUGAUGGCUGAUCAAUUACAACUUAUUUUGAAAGAGGUUUUAGAAAAGCCAAUGAAUUUGGAAGACAAUGAUGCAACUAGGAAAGCGAAAUUAUUUUACAAUAGCUGCAUGGAUAUAUAUCAGAUUCGCAAGACUGGUGAUACACCUCUGAGGAUAAUUCUUCAAUCCCUCGGUGGUUGGCCUGUGACCUCAUCCAAUUGGACAAAUUCAAAAAAUGGAAUUGAGGAGCUGCUGGGUAAAAUACGUGGCGUUUAUAAUGAAGGCAUAUUGAUUGAACAGUGGGUGGGACCAGAUGAUAAGAAUAGUUCAGCUAACAUAAUACAGAUUGAUCAGAUGCAGUUAGCUCUUCCUAGUCGUGAUUAUUAUCUAAAACCUAUCAGUAGGGGUGAUUUAAAUGCUUAUCACACUUAUAUGACAAAUAUAGCUGUUGUGCUUGGAGCUAAUCAGAGCUCUGCUGCAGACGAACUGCAGGAUGUUCUCGACUUGGAAAUUGCUUUAGCAAACGCAUCUAUCCCUGAAGCUGAUCGACAUGACACCAGCGAAAUAUACAGAAAACUGCUCGUGGGUGAACUACAACAGCUGGUUCCUCAAAUAGACUGGUUGAAAUAUUUCAAUUCAUUUUUAGGAACAACAAUUGAUGAGAGAGAACCCAUUGUUGUAUAUGGAUUAUCCUAUUUUAUUGAAUUGGGCAGAAUUCUCGAAGAAACGGAUUCAAGAAUUAUCCAUAAUUAUAUUUUAUGGCGAUUCGUCAUGAGCAUUUCGUCUCAUAUGAUUGGUGACUAUCAAAAAGAACGAGUCGAAUUCAGAAAAAUUUUACAGGGUGUUUUAAGCGAAAGACACCGAUGGUCUCAAUGUGUCGAAUGGACAAACAAAAAACUUGGACUAGCAGUCGGUGCUCUAUUCGUUAAGGAUAACUUCAAUCAUGAGAGCAAGGAGACAGCUUUAGUGAUGAUUCACACUAUAAGAGAGGCCUUUAAUGAGCUAUUGUCUGAUAAUGACUGGAUGGACGAUGAAACAAGAGCUGUUGCUAAAGAAAAAGCAAAUGCUAUGAAUGAACGUAUAGGAUAUCCUACUAUAAUAACAGAUAAAGUUAAACUGAUAGAGGAAUACAAAACCCUGAAUAUUUCGAAAAAUAAUUUCAUGCAGAAUAUUUUCAAUGUUCUCAAAUUCGAUGCGGAUCAGAAUUUAUCAAAAUUGAGGCAACCAGUGGACAAGGACAAGUGGUCUACUGAACCAGCUGUAGUAAAUGCUUUUUACAAUCCCAAUAAAAACGAUAUAGUUUUUCCCGCAGGCAUUCUACAACCUUUAUUUUAUAGUCAACACUUUCCGAAAUCUCUCAAUUAUGGAGGUAUAGGAGUUGUUAUAGGACAUGAAAUAACACAUGGAUUCGACGAUAAGGGACGACAAUUCGAUAAGGAUGGUAAUAUGAUGCAAUGGUGGAAUAACGCAACAAUAAGAGCUUUCAGAGAAAGAACACAAUGCAUCAUAGAUCAAUACUCCAGAUAUAAAAUCGAUGAAGUAGGAAUGUAUAUAGAUGGUAGAAUGACCCAGGGGGAAAACAUUGCAGAUAAUGGAGGUCUGAAACAAUCUUUCAGGGCUUAUCAAAAAUGGGUUGAUCAACAUGGUGAGGAACCAGAUUUGCCUGGAAUGAACCUGUCUCAUAAUCAACUGUUUUUCCUUAACUACGCACAAAUUUGGUGUGGCUCCAUGCGGCCUGAAGAUGCUCUCACUAAAAUCAGAAGUAGCGUUCACUCUCCUGGACCAAUCAGAGUUUUGGGUCCUCUUUCAAAUUCUAAAGACUUUGCUGAGGCGUAUAAUUGUCCUGCAGGUUCCCCAAUGAAUCCAAUCAACAAAUGUAGCGUCUGGUAAAAUGCGUACAAAUAGAAAUAUGGGAAACUAUGAGUGAAAGACAUC
Molecule: messenger RNA, 2789 nt
Organism: Harmonia axyridis
Lineage: Eukaryota; Metazoa; Arthropoda; Insecta; Coleoptera; Coccinellidae
Product: neprilysin-1-like
Exons: 15
Coding region: 402-2744 (780 amino acids)
Biological process (GO): protein processing
Cellular component (GO): plasma membrane
Molecular function (GO): metalloendopeptidase activity
Source: RefSeq, a predicted model, not a curated record